Messenger RNA from Loa loa (African eye worm), 1155 nucleotides. RefSeq names its product type IIB DNA topoisomerase. The coding region runs from base 1 to 1080 and encodes 359 amino acids. The record is from RefSeq and is a predicted model, not a curated record. Gene Ontology annotation, biological process: meiotic DNA double-strand break processing; meiotic DNA double-strand break formation; reciprocal meiotic recombination. Gene Ontology annotation, molecular function: DNA binding; ATP binding; DNA topoisomerase type II (double strand cut, ATP-hydrolyzing) activity. The transcript is spliced from 8 exons. NCBI's taxonomy places the organism in Eukaryota, Metazoa, Nematoda, Chromadorea, Rhabditida, Onchocercidae. Gene Ontology annotation, cellular component: nuclear chromosome.
AUGCCAUUAUCAGGAAUGUUUUCAUUGGAUUUGCGGGAAAAUUGCGACACAGAUGCCGCUGAUUAUGUAUCGCAUCAUAUCGAGCAAUGCUGCUUGACAUUUUUGAAAUCACUAGUGGAUAUCGGCAAAAACCCAAGGGGAUACGUUAUAUUAUCCAACCCAUGUGCGGUUGACCGUAAAGGAUAUAAGUUGAAGUUAACUCCAAAAAAUUGCCAAUGGAUUGCUCAAAUGCUACGAACGAUUUCUAUGAUACAUCAGUUGCGAAUAUCAAAGGCUUAUAAAACGAAACGCGAUCUUUUUUACGAACAAAAAAAUUUAUUUGGUGAGCAGCGAAAUUUAAAUAGCUCGAUCAACCGAACCUGUUGUUUGCUUGGAAUAGAUCCGACUCCUGGAUAUUUGCUAUCGUCUGGUCAUGGACUCGUAAUUGGUCAGUUAAAAAUUUGUGGAAGCACUGGAACAGUGGAUUGCUCACUUAAAGCCACUAUCAUUGAUGACUUUUCCCGUGCAAGUCUUUUUACCACCGCACAAUGCAUAUUAGUGGUUGAAAAGGAUGCCAUUUUUCAAAAACUCAUUGGCGAAGGGUUUCUGGAACUUUUCCCCAAUGCACUUCUUGUGACGGGUAGAGGUUAUCCGGACAUUGCAACGCGAAUUAUGUUAAAGAAAUUGAGCAACCUUCCAUUAUUUGGCUUGUUGGAUUGUGAUCCACAUGGUAUUGAAAUAGCGAUGACCUAUAAAUACGGUAAUUGUAGUAAAAAAUUUGAUGUGGGAAAUCGAACAUUAUCCCAUUUUGAAUGGAUUGGAUUGUCUCGUUGCAAAUUACCGAAGUUUGUUAUUUCGGCUGUACAAUUUCUCCCUCUUCAAAAGCGUGAAUUAGCGAAACUGGAGAAGCUCUGUCAAAGAGCUGCUAUUUUGGGAAAUGCAGCUCUGUUUGAAGAAUUGAUAAGAAUGCGCCAGUGCGGCAACAAAUUAGAACUGGAGGCAGUAAGUGGCAUCGCACCCGGAUCCAUGUGUCAGUAUUUGCUUCGAACUAAGCUGUCUAAAUAUGCUGUUGUUGAGAAAGAAAUAAUCCAAUGUGGAUGAAAUUAAUGACUUUUGUAACUUUCAUUUCAAAUCACAGUAGUUAAGUGAUUAUCCAGCACUGAAAAGUGGAGCAGA